Molecule: messenger RNA, 1251 nt
Organism: Psylliodes chrysocephalus
Lineage: Eukaryota; Metazoa; Arthropoda; Insecta; Coleoptera; Chrysomelidae
Source: the annotation of a GenBank genome assembly
UCGUCUAAAUCAUAGGUGAUUAAAUAAAUGUUUAAGACAUAUUUUGGAUACAGUAGUAAUGCCAACUUUUAAUAUACAUAAUAUGUCUAUUCCCAUUAAUCAUGUUAAUUUUAUUAGCAAGUUGACUGCCACGGCGGUCGAAUACGUCCGCUUUAUUUUUAAUUUAAUAGUAGCCGACCGCUGACGACCUCUUAGUAUUCAACCAAAUAUUCGUAUUUAUUUUGCCAGAGAUCGGCUUUUAUCCCGUAUUAGCCUCAUUAACCGUUGAAGAUGAUCAUUACAUUGACUUAACCGAAUGCAUCAUGUCAGAAGAUGUCGUUGAAAUCAAAAUCAGAAAGAUUUUGUUGGAUUUUUUAUUGUUUAAUUUUGUCGCCUGGCCGAAUUUCAUCCUUAGCAAUUGGAGUACUCCGUACAGAAGAGGCCUUUUUUGUGACGACGACAGUAUAAGGUAUCCAGUUAAAGAUGGCACUGUCAAAUUCACUUGGUUAUUGGCAAUUGGCUUUGGUUUAAACGCGUUAGCAAUGGGAAUAAUGGAGUACAUGUGGAGGAAAAAGGACAAGAGCAUAAUAUUUUUGGGUAAAAAAUAUCCUUAUUGGAUGUACGAAUUUUACCACAUGUACGGACUAUUCUCUUUCGGGGACAUGGUGUUGUGGGGAAUUACGGACUGCAUCAAGAACGUCAUAGGAAGAUUAAGACCGCAUUUUUUCCUAGGAUGCCUUCCUAACGUCUGUCUAACCAGAUACACUCCUAAUGAAUAUUACGAGGAAUUCAUAUGUGUCAAUCCAGAAAACAAGGAAUUAAGGCUAUCGUUUCCAUCUGGUCAUGCAUCGUUUUUUACGUAUUCGAUGGUUUAUUUUGCAUUGUACAUACAGUCUCGAAUGUCAUGUGAAAAAUCUUUCCUAUUGAAGCACGUUAUACAGUAUUUGGCUAUCGUGGCGGCCAUAGUUGUAGCCAUGACGAGAAUUUCGGACUACAAACAUCAUUGGAGCGACGUAUUAGGUGGUUGCGUUUUAGGAACCACUAUAGCUUUCCUCAUUUCAAUCCAUGUGGCCAAAUUGUUCAAAUUGAGAAAAAACGAGGACAUGAAAAAAGGCAAGGAUGUUGAUAGAGGUGAAGAUAAGGAGCCAAGAAUGAGUUGUUGAUACCCCCACAAAUGUCCGUAGACCAAUAAAUAUCGAGAUUAUUUAAAUAAGUAAAAAAAUGUAAUUUUUGAAAUGAGUAACGAAAUAAAGAGUUUAAAAAGUAAAAGUC